AUGACCAAAGAUUUGAAUGAAGAUUCCACCAAGGAUAUUGGUUCCACCGAGGAUUUGAGUAAGGACUUAAAUAAAGAAUUAAGUAAAGAUUUGAGUACAAAGUUAACGACAGUUCCUGAUGAUUAUCAAGUUUUAUUUAAAAAAUUAGAUAUACUGCAUAAUGGAGAGAUUACAAUUAAUGAAUUUACCAAAGCACUUCAAGAAUUGAAUCAUCCAAUAAGUGAUAAACCCGAAUUAAUAAGUCAAGUUUUCAAAUCAUUCGAUUCGAACCAUGAUAAAAUCAUUGAUUUUAAUGAUUUCAAAUUAUAUUUAACCACAACUGACGAUCAAAUUUUAAAAGGAUUCAAUAAAAUUGAUCAAGACAAUGAUGGGAAAUUGAACAAGUCUGAUUUUAUAACUUAUUUAAAGAAGAGUCUUAAUUUAGAUCCAUCAAUUUAUAAUAUCGAUAAGAUUUUUAACACCAUUGAUUAUAAAAAUGAUGGGUAUAUAACGUAUGAUGAAUUCAGAUAUUUUUUAAUUUUAAUGCCUAGAUUACAUGGCUCAAGAAUAAAAACUGCAAUAACUUUCAUCGCCGAAGAAUUAGAUUUAUCAUCCGAUGGUGAUGUCACUUUAAUAAAUCAAUUUUUAAACGGAUUUGGGUUUUUCUUAGCCGGUGGAUUAUCAGGAGUGGUUUCUCGUACUUGUACUGCACCAUUUGAUAGAAUAAAAAUCUUUUUAAUUGCAAGAACUGAUUUAUCUUCCACUGUUUUGCAUUCGAAAAAGGAAAUUGCUAGACAAAUUGCUAAUGGUGCAAGUCAAAAAGUGGUAGAAGAAGCUAGGAAAAAAAUGGUUGCCGCUGAAGAGGCUGCUGCUAAACAAGCUGCUGAACAUCCGAAAACUAUUCGUAGUCCGAUCAUUCAAGCAGCAAGAACUUUAUGGAAACAAGGUGGUAUUAAAACUUUUUAUGUUGGUAAUGGAUUAAACGUUUUAAAAGUUUUCCCCGAAUCAGCAAUGAAAUUUGGUUCUUUUGAAGCAACUAAAAGAUUUUUGGCUAAAAUUGAAGGACUUGAUGAUACAACAAAAUUGUCGAAAGCUCUGACUUAUUUAGCGGGUGGUUUAGGUGGUGUUUGCGCUCAGUUUACUGUUUAUCCGAUCGAUACCUUGAAAUUCCGUUUACAAUGUUCAAAUAUUGAUUCUUCAAUUAGAGGUAAUGCUCUAUUAAUUAAAACUGCCAAAGAUAUGUUUAAAGAAGGCGGAUUAAGAAUAUUUUAUCGUGGUAUAUUUGUUGGUACAAGUGGUAUAUUCCCAUAUGCAGCUUUAGAUUUAGGUACUUUUUCAACAAUUAAAAAAUGGUUGGUUAAAAGAGAAAGUAAAAAAUACUCAAUACCAGAAGAUCAUGUUAAAUUACCAAAUUAUAUGGUUUUAAGUUUAGGUGCAUUAUCAGGAACUUUUGGUGCUUCAGUUGUUUAUCCAAUAAAUUUAUUAAGAACAAGAUUACAAGCUCAAGGGACUUAUGCCCAUCCUUAUAGAUAUGAUGGAUUCAUUGAUGUUUUACAAAAAACAAUUGCAAGAGAAGGUUAUCCUGGCUUAUUCAAAGGUUUAGUCCCAAAUUUAGCUAAAGUUGCUCCAGCAGUUUCAAUUAGUUAUUUCAUGUAUGAAAAUUUAAAACAUAUAUUUAGAUUAGAUGAAACUUUAAAAUAA
This is a messenger RNA of Hyphopichia burtonii NRRL Y-1933, 1680 nucleotides long. RefSeq names its product Ca(2+)-binding ATP:ADP antiporter. Gene Ontology annotation, biological process: transmembrane transport. The transcript has 2 exons. The record is from RefSeq and is a predicted model, not a curated record. NCBI's taxonomy places the organism in Eukaryota, Fungi, Ascomycota, Pichiomycetes, Serinales, Debaryomycetaceae. Gene Ontology annotation, molecular function: ATP transmembrane transporter activity; calcium ion binding. The coding region runs from base 1 to 1680 and encodes 559 amino acids.